AUGUUUUAACCAAAAAUGAUAGAAAAUGAAAAAGAUAUUUGUUGUCAAUAUAAUCAUGGCUAGCCAAUACAUUUGGUUAUGCUUGAUCCAAACAUCAAAAUGAAAGAAAGAUUUUUGUGCAUUCAAUGCCUGGAAAAUUAUGAUUAAAAUGGGAGGACAAUGGGAUUUAAAAAAUUAAUUUAGCAUAUUGAGGAUGCUAUUGAGAAAAAGAUGAGCAAUUUAGCAGAUAUUACUUCUAACACAAUUCAAAAUAUCAAUAUGUGUAUAACAAGCACAUAGGAAUUUAAGACAUAUUUUAUGAAAUUAUUGGAUUCUAUUAUUAGAAUAGCUGAAGAUUGGACUUAAGAUUUAUUGGUAUAAAGAUAAUAAUGGAAUCAAUAUUUUAAUUUGCCAUAAAAAUAAGAGAUCAAAUUAAAAUUAAUUGAUUAAUCUGUCAAAUAAGAGGAAUAAUGUAAUGUAAUAGUUUUCGAUUCUUCUGGGUCAAUUAUGGUAUCAACCGAGAAGUUUGAGAUUAAAGUAUGGAGUUUUCUAAAUGGGACAAUCAAAUUAGUACAAACAUUGUAAGGACAUACCGAUUGGGUCUAAUGUUUAGUUUAUAGUAAAAAAUAGAAUUCGUUUAUUUCAUGUUCUUUUGACAAAACAAUAAGAUGCUGGCAAUAAUUGAACUAAUAUGAUUGGAUUAGUUCAUAACCUUAUUAAUAACAUACAUCUUAUGUUUUUUGCAUUCUAUUAAAUUAAAAUGAGGAUUUACUAUUUUCUGGAAGUAAUGACAAAUCAAUCAAAGUUUGGAAGGUUGACUUUAAUCAAAAUUAAUUAAUAUUUCUAUAUUCAUUAGAUAAACAUAAUAAUUAGGUUACGUCAUUAAGUUUAAAUUAAUCAGAAGAUAAAUUAGUAUCAUGUGCAAAAGGUUAGAAUCAAAUUAUUAUUUGGGAAAGGAGACAAAAUAAUCAGUUUGAAUUCAAGUAUUUUGUUAAAUAAUCAAUUUAAGAAAAAGGACUUAAGGUUAAGUUUAUUAAAGAUAAUUAAUUUAUUUGGAUAACUGGUGGUGAAGAAAUAGAUAAACUUUAUGUGUUUGAAAUAGAAUAAGGAAUCUUUUAAGAAAAUAAGGACAAGGCAAUUUAAUUAAUUGCAAAUAAUCAAAUUUUAGAUGAAUAUCGUUUUCCAAUUGUUUAUAAUAAAGAGAGGAAUUUGAUAUUAGUUAGGCAUAAGACAUAUAUUUAUAUCAUCAGAGAAAUUAAUGAUGCCAAGUACAAAAUUUAUCAUUAACUCAAUUGUGAAACAAUUUGUAUUUAAGGAACUAUCACAAAUAAUGGGUAAUAUUUGGUAUAUUGGGAUGACAAUUAGUAAGGAUAUUCAACAUAUGAAUUAUUAAAUUAAUGA
This is a messenger RNA of Paramecium octaurelia, 1380 nucleotides long. NCBI's taxonomy places the organism in Eukaryota, Ciliophora, Oligohymenophorea, Peniculida, Parameciidae. The record is from the annotation of a GenBank genome assembly.